Molecule: messenger RNA, 1297 nt
Organism: Punctularia strigosozonata HHB-11173 SS5
Lineage: Eukaryota; Fungi; Basidiomycota; Agaricomycetes; Corticiales; Punctulariaceae
Exons: 6
Coding region: 105-1217 (370 amino acids)
Source: RefSeq, a predicted model, not a curated record
GCGUUGUUCCCAGCCUGCACUGCCAGUGGGCUUCCUUAUUCUCCCCUUCAAAUGGAUAGUCCGGGCGACUGACCACGUCUCGCCUUCACCAACGAGUCCUAGUCAUGGACAACUUGGCAGCGUCUGGCUGUGACCCGCGCCCGAACCCCAAUACCGACAUUAGCGGGAUAGGAGUCAGGGUCGCGUUUUACUUGCAAUGCUUUCUACUUCUGAUACGUGCACAAUGGGCCAAACACGCAGAGGACUUCGACGAGGCGAUUUUAUCGCUCGAGAUAACCAACAUGCUGUAUUGCGCGGUGACGUUGAUUAUGGGUUUUGUGCCGAACUCGACGAUCUCGCUUUAUGACGGUCUGGUGAUCUGUUACCUGCUUGGCAGCGCCUUGUUCGUCAGCCAUCAAGUCUCUCAUACAGUCACGUCAAGCGGCCGUCGGUCGAAGGUCUCAGCUGCCCAAUCUUUCAUCGUCUUCGCCACACUAGCCAUCAUAUUGUUCACCGCGGCCUCAUUCGGGUCUAACGCGCAAUGCAACUCCGAGAUCAUGCUCUCGCUGUUCAUUGGUGUCAAGCUCUUCGAUAAAGGGCGGGAGUUGUUGCUCUUUGCCCUCGCCCUGGCCAUAGGGAGCUACACGACUUCUUUGUUCCGAGCGAACCAUGCCAAUCGCGCUCGGCACCACGUAUGGAAGAUCGUUUCCGCCCUGGUCUUCCUAAGCUUCCUCCUCAACACCGAGCUUCUCAGAUUGUACAACCAUGUGCAGCCCGAAGAUCUGAGCAUGGGCUGGGGCCAGGCUAUCGCCUUGCUCACCACCUUGUUUCCACUCAAGAGCGCCGCGUCUGCCUUCGGGAUUCUCGCGUACGUGAAGAGAUUUCUCAACCGGCCCUCACGGGUAUCGCAGACUGUGAGGCUUGAGGGUGGCGAUAGACGCCUCACCGCUCGGGAGGACAUCAUGACCGGCACUCGCUCUGAUGGUUUGAAUAUCUCCGCCAUCUCACAACUGUACGAGUACAUGCAACAACGGGACGGCCAUACUGCCAACCUCAAAUGGGAAGCAGAUCGAACAGGGCCAGAUCAUGCGCCGCAAUGGAUAGCAAAUUGGUAUGUCGAUGGCGAGGCCCAUGGUAGGGGCGAAGGCAGCACGAAGAAGGCCGCGCAGGACUUUGCUGCACGAGAAACCUUGCGAAUGCUUCGGAGCGAUGACCCUCACAGUCUCGACGCCGUGUAAAGCGUCUCGCGUUCACCAAUGCGUCUCAUAGCUUGCUUAGUCCUAGGCUCUCAAAGCCUCUAUCGGAUGUCUUGUUACAC